AUGUACAUCGAUUAUACGGCAAUGCAGCCAUAUUUCGUGCGCUGCUGGCUCGUGUCAGAUGCUCCAAAUAUGAGUUCAGCUUUAUUUCUACGCUUGGGCAACACCACGGUGACUCGCCGACUUAAAGUUCCAUGGGUCGCUUACUCUCCAAGGGUUCUGCUUAGACAGCCCCUUGAUCACAGGUGGUUAUGUGGUACCAGAAAUUUUGCGGAGAAACGGGGCACUAUCGCUCCACAAAAUAAAGAACAGACGGGUCUACAACGAUCAGUUCUUGAAGAAGUUGCAGAGAAGGCGUCCAAUACCUUUUUAUAUACUGCAGUUGCGGCCGCGAUUGGCAUGUUAGGCGUGUUUGUCUACCUCUUGGCUGGUGAAUUUUUCGCAGAAGAUAGUCCUCAAAAGAUAUACAGCAGUGCACUCUCCUUGGUGAGAGAAGAUGGCCGGUGCCACGAUCUUUUCGGACCUACCAUAGCUGGUUUUGGAGAAGAGACUUCACGCGGUCGUCGACGUCAUGGCGAACGCGAUGAGGGUAUUGCUCAAGCGGAGAUGGAGCAACGCGAUGGUGAAUGGCAGUGGCGAUUUCUUUAUGUAGAAACAAAAAGGAGGCCUAAAACUACUCAUAUGGAAGAUGACGGGUUUGAAUUAGUUAGACGCAAAAGGCGGCAUGCGCGAUUGAAGAAAACUGCUCUUGCAUCAGUUAGCAGGAUAGAAGGCACCGUAGACGACAUUCAGGCGGCAAUGGAGAAAACCAAUUCACAAGUUGAAGAUAGUGGUCUCAGGGCGAACGCGACGAGGGUAUUGCUCAAGCGGAGAUGGAGCAACGCGAUGCUCUUGGGAUCAUUAACAAGAUCCGCCGGUUCCUUGGUGACCGACGCAUUUCGUGUGUGUACUUAA
Molecule: messenger RNA, 891 nt
Organism: Ostertagia ostertagi
Lineage: Eukaryota; Metazoa; Nematoda; Chromadorea; Rhabditida; Trichostrongylidae
Source: the annotation of a GenBank genome assembly